AUGUUACUCUGCGCUAACCUGUCGGUGUGACGCGGUCUGAUCCAGUAAGACACUGAGGAGUUCACCGGGGGAUCUCCGUUAACCGGAGGAUUUAACGAACACUUUGGGUCUGCUCCGGGUCAAAUCCGUUUUUAGUGUUUUUCUUUCCACAUUGGUUCCAAAAUGGUGACUGUUUCUGUGGAUUCCGGAUUCAGCGGCCUGAAGCCUUAAAACUCUGAGUUCAGUUCGACCAUCAUGUAAACAGACCAACCAGGAGUCAGAGUGCACACAGGACCAGAACCAGGAGGUAACCAGGAGGUAACCAGGUGAUAACCAGGAGGUACCCAGUCACUACCCAGCAGCUGUCAGGGUGGCUGCGCUGUUGUCCUGCUGCAGAAGCAGACUGAUGGAGAGCGACUGUCGGAUCCCCGUCGCCUGCUGCCGGCCGCGAGUCCUCGUCCUUCACGCUCUGUUCUGGGGCCUAGUCUCCCUCAGAGUGUUUGGAGCUGCUCUGCUGAGUGAAGAGAAAACUACAGCAGUGAAGUCUGUCAUCACACCCUGCUGGCUGCUGGAGGAGUUUGUGGUGACGGAGGAGUGUGUUCGCUGCAACGACUUUGACUCUAAGUCGCAGGCGGCCUGCAGACAGACGGGAUACGUGGAGAAGGUGAACUGCACCAAGUCCAGCAGGGAGGAGUACAAGAGCUGUCGAUCUGCUCUCAUGGAGGAACAUCUCUUCUGGAAGUUCGAGGCGGCCAUGUUGGGUCUGACAGUUCUCUUCGCCGUCCUGGUUGUCAUCCGUCAGCGCUGGCUCGACCGCCUCGCCUCCGAAAAGGUCCGGCGCCAGAUUGAGUCCAUCUAGGACUCCAGAACCAGGUUCAGAACCAGGAUCGGGUUCAGGACUGAACGUAGGAAGAACCUCCAGUGACUGUUGAUUAAAGCUGCUGAACAUGACGAGGAGGUUCUGUUCCAGUUCUGCUUCAUCUUCACCAGCGACUUCUCAUUCCCUCUUAGCCCACAACAGACUGAGCAGCAGAUUAUGAGCCAGAACCAGGAUCAGAACCAGGAUAGGAACUAUUAUGAGAACCUGGAUCAGACCUUCAGUUUUCACUCUGGACCGACAGUCUGUCAGGUUAUAAUCCAGCUGUCAGAUCUCAUGAUUUACAAAGAGAACCGGGACAGACGAACACUGAGGCUCCAACUGGACCAGAACCUCAGACUGUCUCCACCUCCUUCACAGGUGAAGCCAGAAUGUGUCAGAACUGGGUGCUGUGGUGUGCAGCAGUGACAUCAUGGUGGUUCUGACCCGGUCUGAGUGAUGUCAUCAGCUGCCACGGCGCCUGUUUCUGCCACAGUCUGACUUCAUGUUUGGUUACACUCACCACCUGAAAACCAGGCGCGUGCACGUCAAAACCAGGUGUGUGCAUGUGAACAGAACCAUCCUGAGGAGGUGGGGCCAAAGGUGAUAACUCCGCCCACCGAUUGGUCACAUUAUGCCCCUGAGCCUCAGACAGCUGGAAGAAGUACUCACCUCUUUACAGUACUAACAUCACAGAGUAGAAAUACUGUAAAGUACAAGUAUUCAUUUCAGAGUGUUCAACAGAAGUUUCACUGUCAUGUCGAGUCAGACUGUUUAUUAGGUCAUUAUACUCUGCAUCAAUAAUGUUAUUGAUCUGAUCAGUUUGAACAGGAAACUGUGGAUUAUUGAACCAGCAGAACCUUUCAUUCUGAAAAUGGAGCUUUAAGUGAAAUCAGUUGGACUCGUCAUGUCUGCUCGCUGGGCUCUGAUUGGUCCCUGCUCAGAGCAAAGGGAGUCUCUGAUUGGUCGGAGCAUUUUGGACUUGUUUUUUCCCCUUUUUGUCAAACGUCUUUAAACGCAGCAGCUGAUUUUACUGUAAAUAUGUUUCUGCUUUUGUUUCUCUGUGAAGUUUCUGGUUGAAUAAAUGGAAGAGAAACAA
This is a messenger RNA of Acanthochromis polyacanthus (spiny chromis), 1934 nucleotides long. It is a transcript of the gene jtb, whose product is annotated as jumping translocation breakpoint. The record is from RefSeq and is a predicted model, not a curated record. Bases 386 to 838 code for a protein of 150 amino acids. Gene Ontology annotation, biological process: mitotic cytokinesis. The transcript has 6 exons. Lineage: Eukaryota; Metazoa; Chordata; Actinopteri; Pomacentridae. Gene Ontology annotation, cellular component: membrane; spindle; cytoplasm.